Alosa alosa (allis shad) is the source of this 4179-nucleotide messenger RNA. Its product is annotated as coiled-coil domain-containing protein 18-like. The record is from RefSeq and is a predicted model, not a curated record. The coding region runs from base 178 to 3918 and encodes 1246 amino acids. Lineage: Eukaryota; Metazoa; Chordata; Actinopteri; Clupeiformes; Clupeidae. The transcript has 26 exons.
UGUUAACCCGUACUGCUAAACAGUAAUGCAUAAUAUCAUUAUGAAAUAUCAAACCAAUGCCAACGUCAGUCCGUAAUUAGUCUUAUAUUGACUUAAGUAAUAGAAUAACAGUCAAAGAAUGUACACAUUCAAAGUUGCUCAAAUAUAGAGUAAGCCUACUCUCCCUUCCCAGAAAUAAUGCAAGCUAACAGCAUCCCAAGUAGCCCUGAAAUGGGAACACCACGGAGGGCCUGCAGCAGUCUGACUGAAAUCGGCUCAAAGGUGUUGACUGGGCGAUCCUUGUGUGUGCGUGAACUAGAGACGAAAAAUGCUCAGCUUCGGAGGAAAGUGAGCUCUGUGGAAGAGGAAAAGGACUGUUUGCAGCUGGAGAAUAAACAUCUGAUCAACGAGAUGGAGGCCAUACAGCUUGAGCUGGCCAGCUACAAAACCAAAGUGAGUGUGCUGGGCUCUGCGGUGGAGACCAAAUCAUCCAGUGCCUCUCUGAUGAAAGAACAAAUAGAGGCCAUGGAAAAUGAAAUAGAGUCCCAUAGGUCUGAACUCAGAGAUUGGGAGAAAAAACAUGAAGAAGUUCAAGAGAUUUUGGUCACAAAGAACAGGCUAGUGGAGGAUCUCACAGAAGACCUCAGAGCCUUGAAGGCACAACUGGAAGUUCAAUUCAGUCGAAGCCAAAGAAUUGAGCAGCAGAGAAACGAAGCCCUCAGUAAUGCAGAGAAGCAGGCACAGGCUCUCCAAACAUACAAGGCAGACAUGACCCAGAAGCUCAAUAAAUUGUCAGAAAAUGACACCCUUCUGAAACACAGCCUCAUUCAGUGCGACAGGGAGAAGACGGAGGUGGAGAAGAAGAACUCCCUGCUGGAAAGGGAGAAAGCAGAGAUGCACAAGCUCAUUAGUCAGCUGAAAGAAGCCGCCGAGGCAGCGGAGGUCCUGAAGUCCGAGUGUGACUCCUUGCGCUCACAGCUGGAUGAGGCUACGCGGCAGAGCCGCGACACGGAGCACCGUCUGGCAGUGAAGGAGGCGGAGGUGCGGGAGACGGAGGCCUUGAGGAGGGAGAAUGCCGACCUGCGCCUCCUCACCACCUCUCUAGAGCAACACCUGGGGCAGAGCCAGAAGGAGGCCCAGCAUGGCCGUACCCAGCUGACCAGCCUGGAGACCAUCCUCAGCUUGCUGCAUCUGCGCGAGAGUGGAGGAGUGGCACUCUGUGUAAGUCCCUGUCUGUUGUCCCCUGUGUCAGCAGAUGACGUCCCCAAGCUCCAACCAGGCGAGCAGUACCAGAGGCUGCUGCCGGUGCUGCGUAUGUUGGAGCAGGAGCGGGCGCGGCAGACCCAGCUGACCCAGGGCCUGCAGGAGCGUCUGGCCACGUCCCAGGAGGAGGCGUCCUCCCUGAAGGCCAGCCUGGCCCAGAGGGAGCAGCUCCUCCAGCAGCUCCAGAGCCAGCUGCAGCAGAGGCUCUCUGAGCUGGCCCAGCUUGAGAGGGAGCUGAAAAAGAAGAACGCCCGUCUGGCUGCCUCAGAGAAACAGCUGGAGGAGAAGACCUCGGCCAUCUCCCACGCUUUAGAUCACAGCUUAGAGCUGGAGCACAGCCUGGUGGAGAAGUCCAGUAGUGUCCAGCUGUUACGCAGCACUCUGGACACGGAGAAGAAGGACUACCAGACAGCCCUGGAGGAGGCCCAGAGGUUUCACGCUGACCAGCGCAAGAUCCUGGAGGACCAGAUCAAAAGGCUGCAGCUGUCUGUGGAGCAGAAGGGUGCUCAGGUGGCAGAGCUGGAGAGAGAUCUGUCGUCGGCCCAGCAGGACAGGCAGGAGGCCCUGACCAGGACCAGCAACCUCCAGACCUCCCUCUCCCGCAUCAGCCGGGAAUUGGAGGCCAGUAGCCAGUGUCAGCAAGAAGUGAGGAGCCUGGAAGAGCAGGCCGCAGAGUAUUACAGCAGGGUGAAAGCUCUGGAGACAGCCCUGUCGUCCUGUCAGGAGGAGCUGACCAGAUGCCUGCAGCAGAUGGAAAAAGCCAAGAGCCACUUUGAGGAGCGUCUGGACGCCAAGAGCAGAGAGGUGGAGUCUCUGCAGGCAGAGCUGGAGCGCAGCACCAGGGCCUUUGAGAGCUCCAGCCAGAUGAGUCGGCAGCUGCAGCACACGGUCCAGCAGCUAGAAGCCAGGCUGAAGGACAGCUCCACACGCCUCACGCACAUGGACGACAACCACGCGGCUCUCCACAGACAGGUAGAGAAGCUGGAGCGUGAGCUGGAGAGGGUGAAAGUGUCGGCUGCUGAGGAGAUGAGGAGGAGAGAGCAGGAGCUGCAGCAGGUCUGUGAGCAGGCAGAGAGAUGGGGGAGAGAGGCCGCCCACCUCUCCACCUCUGUCACGCAGCUGACGACGGACAUGAGUAAGACGCGCGGCGAGCUGAGCGAGCGGGAGAAGGAGCUGCUGCUGAUCCGGAGGGCCAGCGGCGCCCAGGCCUCCCAGCUGGCCCACAUGGAGAAGAUGCUCAACCAGACCAAAGGCAUGCUGGACAAGAAGACCGAGAUGGUGCAAGAUCUGGAGGAGAAGGUGCAGCGCAGCAAGCGUGACCGGCGCAACUCUCUGCACCGCACGCAGCUGCUGGAGACUCAGAUGAAGACGGUCCGCGGCGAGCUGGUGGACACGCUGGAUCACCUGCAGGAGCUGCGCAACGUGCUGCGCCGCUCACAGCAGCAGGCCGAGGAGCGCAAGGCCGCCAUGGAGAAGCUGGCCACGGGGCUCAGGGAAACACAACAGGAGUUGGAACAGAGAAAUGAGGAGGUUAAGGACAAGGACACACUACUGAAAGACAAACAGCAUGAGCUCCAGCAGAAAGCCUUGCAGCUGAGCCAGUUGGAGUCUGCCGUCCAGGAGCACCGCGCUGACAUGGAGCAGAAGCUCCUCUGCCUGCAGGAGGCCACGGAGAGGUCCGAGAGAGAGCUCAGCGAACGCAACAAGCAGGUGGCGUUCCUGAGCGAGCGGUUGGAGCUGGUCAAGGCCCAGCUGCAGGGGAAGGAGACUCUGGAGGAGGAGGCCCUACUUCAGGCCCAGCAGCUGCGUGAGUGCAGGGAGCAGCUCCAGCGGGCAGCACAGGGUCUGCAGGACAUGCGCAGCCGCUGUGAAAGCCUCUCCAUGCAGCUAGAGGAGCGCCGCAUCCAGGAGGAGAAGGUCCGACUCCACUCCCUUAACACCAGCCCACACUUACACACGGUCAACAACACAGUCCUGCACAGCUCCUCUAGUCUGCAGGAGUUAGUUGUGGAUUGUUCUCACGAGAGCCAGGUGUGGCUGCUGGAGGAGGAGCUGGACAGGGCUGCGGAGCAGGCGGUCCAGACCGAGGGGAGGCUGCAGGAGGCCGUGGCCACGCUCACCCAGGAGCUGGAGGCAGUCAGGAGGCAGCACCAGGCAGAGCUGACAGCGCUGCAGGAGAGCCAGGCGGAGAUGAUGAAGGCUUCGGAGUGUGUGUCCAGCACGCUGCGCCACUCCCAGGAGCUCCUGAGCCAGGAGCUGCAGCAAACACGGGCCCAACUAGACGAGGCCCAGCACAACGCCGCCGCCCUGCUGGCCGAGCUGGGUACCCGCGAGCACCUCCUGCACAGCACCAGCGAGGCUCUGCUCCUCAAGGAGUCAGAGGUCACCCGGCUGAAGACUAAGAUCUCCAGCAUGGAGCGCGGGGCCGAGCUUAGGAGUCUCUCACAGAGCGUGGGGCUCCCCCUUCCAGAGAGAGGGGCCCACACCCCAGCCCCCAGGCCCUGGGCAACGGACAGGGACGACAGCACCGGGGGUCUGCCCUUCAGCACACGGGCCGGUGAGCAGACCCAUCUGAGCCCCAGACGACUGACCGAAAACAAAGCAGACAAGGCACAAGGCAGCCCCCGGGAUGGCUUGCUCAGGAUGAGCCUGUUCACUGGACACGGGACACCUUAAAGUAUCCACGUGAGUGGAAAACACACGGCUCUCCUGCUCUACAUUUUAGGUCUGAACUGCACCCAAAUUUUCUGUUUUUUUUCUGUCGUAUUUCCUGAGAAAUUGUAGUGGAAGAGCCUCAAAUUGCUUUAGAGGUGGUGCUUCAGAGCGUAUCUAUCAACUAUUCAGGCCUUGAAUGAAAAGGAUUUGGAUCAUUGCCAGAUCUCCAUAGUAACUUUUGUAAGCAUUGAAAAAACAGAUAAUUUACAAUAAAUAACUGAA